Molecule: messenger RNA, 8448 nt
Organism: Mus musculus (house mouse)
Lineage: Eukaryota; Metazoa; Chordata; Mammalia; Rodentia; Muridae
Gene: Cul9
Product: cullin 9
Exons: 41
Coding region: 608-8350 (2580 amino acids)
Biological process (GO): microtubule cytoskeleton organization; ubiquitin-dependent protein catabolic process; protein ubiquitination
Cellular component (GO): cytoplasm; cullin-RING ubiquitin ligase complex
Molecular function (GO): zinc ion binding; ubiquitin protein ligase binding
Source: RefSeq, a predicted model, not a curated record
UGCGUGCGCCCGGCGUGUGACCCGGAAAAGAGCUGUGGAGGAGGCGGGCCCAGUUGCGGGACCCGCUGCUGGGUGACAGCGAGGGUCCAGCCGGGAGGGCGGUGAGAGGUGAGAAGAAAGCUCUGCACCGAGCCAUCCCUUCUUUUCCCAACCCCCUCCAAGUCCCUCAUCCCUUCCUCCCGGACUAGAGGGAGAAGUCGGGGAAGCAGGUCCUGUCAGCUCGCGACCGCGCCCCGCCAUGCUCACCCCGCGCCGCCCCGCUCCCCCAGGCCAUUAUUCCCCGCUUGGUGUUGAGCGGGCUCCUCCGCCACCUCUCUGGAGUCUAGCUUGGACGCGAUCGUGCUGCUUUCUGUUCUCAGUCCCGGCAGUCAGGCGUCACCUUCACACCCCUAUUUAGAGCUUCUGGUUUAGGCCCUCCCUAUGCCAUCCCCGCCCCCCAGGCCUAGAAGAUGGUUUGGCUUGGCCCCAUGUUUGUCAACAGCUAUAAGAGCAUCAAUGGUUAUCGCCUAGCCUUCCUUCCAUGCUAAGUGAAUCCCAUCCACACAGAAGUUCACAUCUUAUAUGACUCCUCCUUUCUUCUGCUUGCCUCCUGUCCGUGCACCCUGACAUGACUCCUGCCUGGAUAACUGGUUCUUUUAUCCAGGAGAUCAGGAUGGUAGGGGAACGGCGUGCAGGGAACCUUCUGGUACCCUUGGGGCCUCGGCUGCAGGCGUACCCUGAAGAACUCCUUCGACAGAGGCCUGGACAUGAUGGCCAUCCCGAGUACCUGAUCCGCUGGAGUGUCCUCAAGUGUAGCGAAGAGGGCAAAGUGAGCUCAGAGGAGGAGAAGACAGAGCAUCUCCUCAUGUGGCUGUCAGCCCCAGAGGUCUACGCCAACUGCCCCAUGCUACUGAGGGAGCGGCCAAUACCUAAAGGCCCGCAGCACGAACCUGCUGGAGAGGUGGGAAGCUUCCCACGAGACCCUGGAGGCCUGGAUGAGUUGGCAAUGACAGAGAUGGAGGCUGAUGUCCGGGCGCUGGUGCGCAGGGCUGCCAGGCAGCUGGCGGAGGGUGGGACCUCGAGCCUGACGGCUGCUGUGCUUCACACCGUCCACGUGCUCAGUGCCUAUGCCAGCAUCGGGCCUCUCACCGGAGUCUUCAGGGAGACCGGAGCCCUAGAUCUGCUCAUGCACAUGCUGUGCAAUCCCGAGCCUCAGAUCCGCCGGAGUGCAGGCAAGAUGCUCCAGGCUCUGGCAGCCCAUGAUGCUGGGAGCCGGGCUCACGUCCUUCUGUCACUGAGCCAGCACGACGGCAUCGAGCAGCACAUGGAUUUUGACAGCCGCUACACUUUACUGGAGCUGUUUGCGGAGACCACGUCCACAGAGGAGCACUGCAUGGCCUUGGAGGGCAUCCACCUUCCUCAGAUCCCUGGGAAGCUGCUCUUCUCCCUGGUAAAGCGCUACCUCUGUGUCACCUCCCUGCUGGAUCAGCUGAAUAACAGCCCAGAGUCAGGAGCUGGGGACCAGAGCUCCCCGUGUCUCACAAAGGAGAAGAGCCGGGCGCAGCAGGAGCUGGAGUUCAGUAUGGCCGUGGGCAAUCUCAUUUCUGAGCUGGUGCGGAGCAUGGGCUGGGCACGGAACCUCAGUGAGCAGGGCGCUUUGCCGCCCAGGCCAUCCCGAUCCAUCUUCCAGCCAUGCCUCUCAGGCCCUCCGCCUCUGCUGCUACCCACCAUCGUCACUACACCCAGGAAGCAAGGGCGGGCCUUCCGCGGUCGUUCUGAGUUUUCUAGCCGCAGCGGUUAUGGUGAAUACGUUCAGCAGACGGUGCAGCCCGGCAUGCGGGUUCGCAUCCUGGAUGACUACGAGGAGAUCAGUGCUGGGGACGAGGGCGAGUUCCAGCAGAGCAACAAUGGCGUGCCCCCUGUGCAGGUCUUCUGGCAGUCGACUGGCCGCACCUACUGGGUACACUGGCACAUGCUAGAGAUCCUGGGGCCGGAGGAAGCUACUGGGGAUUCAGCGUCCGCAGCUGUGGAGAAGGGAGCAGGGGCAGCUGUACUGGGCACAGUGUGUCCCUCCUGGGACUGGAAGCCCACACAUGGCCUGUACUCACUGCCGUAUCUCCAGCCCGAACCCCAGAAGAACGAGGAGGAGUCAGGGUACCUGACCCAGGCAGAGUGGUGGGAGCUACUGUUCUUCAUCAAGAAGUUGGACGUGGGUGAACAGCAGCCAAUUUUCCAGAAUCUGCAUGAGAAACUGGAUGAGGAGGCCCUGGGAGAAAAGGCCCUGGGAGAGCUCUCUGUGCCCAUAGAGAUGGCUGAGGGUGUACUACAGGUUCUCAGCAACCGCUUUGAGGGCAGCAACCUCUGCGACCUGCUCAAUUCCCGCAUCUACACUAAGUACGGGCUACUGCCCAAGGAACUGGGGAGCUUGCCGUCUUCACGGCGUCACUCCUGUAGCCCAGAGCCAGAGGAGGGCUCAAGGUCAGCUGCCAACUUCUCAGAGAAGGAAGAGGCCUGCAGAGCCAAUGCUGUGCCCCCAGAGGCAGAGAUGGAGCUUGCCAGUGCAAAGACAGAGCCCCCCAAAGCACAGAGUGACUCCCAGCUGUUUAAUCAGCUUCUGGUGACUGAGGGGAUGACCCUGCCCCCUGAAACACAGGAGGCAGCUACUGAAAUGGCCAGAGCCUUGCGGGGUCCUGGUCCGCGCAGCUCCCUGGAUCAGCAUGUGGCAGCGGUCUUGGCCACUGUGCAGAUCUCCAGCCUGGAUACGAACCUGCAGCUAUCAGGGCUCUGUGCCCUCUCCCAGGCUGUGGAGGAGGUCACUGAGCGAGACCACCCCCUGGUCCGUCCUGACAGACCGUUGAGAGAGAAGCUCGUGAAGACCCUGGUGGAUUUGCUAACCAACCAGGUGGGAGAGAAGAUGGUGGUGGUGAUGGCCCUGCGCCUCCUCUACCUGCUCAUGACCAAGCAUGAAUGGCGUCCGCUCUUUGCCAGGGAGGGUGGCAUCUACGCUGUGCUGAUUUGCAUGCAAGAAUACAAGACAUCCGUCUUGGUGCAGCAGGCAGGACUGGCAGCACUCAAGAUGCUGGCCAUUGCUAAUUCCUCCGACGUCCCCACUUUCAUCCCCAGCCGAGAUUCCAUCCAACCUCUGUUUGAUACCCAGAUGACCAGAGAGAUCUUUGCCAGCAUCGACUCUGCCACCCGCCCAGGCUCCGAGAGUUUGCUCCUCAGUGUACCUGCGGCUGUGGUCCUGAUGCUGAACACUGAGGGGUGCUCCUCUGCAGUGAGAAACGGCCUGCUUCUUCUCAACCUGCUUCUAUGCAACCACCACACUUUGGGAGACCAGAUCAUAACGCAGGAGCUGAGAGACACCUUGUUCAGGCACUCGGGGAUAGCGCCGGGGACAGAGCCAAUGCCCACCACACGCACCAUCCUCACCAUGCUCCUCAGUCGCUACUCAGAGCCACGGGGAAGUCCUGAGCGAGCAGUACUGGAGACACCAAGCACCCAGGGUCAGGAUGGGUCCCCCGAGUCGCUCAUCCGGUCCCUGGUGGGUGACCUGUCAGCAGAACUCUUCCUUGACUUGGAACGCGUGCUGUGCCAUGAAGGCAGCCCUCCAGCUGCCGUGAGGCCCCUCCUCAGGCGCCUCCAGCAGGAAACGCAGCCAUUCCUCCUGUUGCUGCGGACUCUAGAUGCCCCCGGGCCCAACAGAACUCUGCUGCUCACGAUACUCAGGGUCAUGACCCGACUGCUGGAUCAUCCUGAGACAAUGGUCCUCCCCUGGCACGAGGUCUUGGAGCCCUGCCUCAACUGCCUGAAUGGGCCAAGCAGUGACUCUGAGGUUGUCCAGGAGGUGACCUGCUUCCUGCACCGCCUGGCUCUGAUGCAGAAAGACUACGCAGUGGUGCUUUGCUGCCUGGGAGGUAAGGAAGCCCUCUCCAAAGUCCUGGACAAGCACUCCACUCAGCUCCUGCUGGCCUCUGAGCUGCGCCACCUGGUGGCCGAGUGUGAGAAGUACUCGCAGCUCUGCAGCAACCUCACCUCGAGCAUCCUGGCAGGCUGCAUCCAGAUGGUGCUGGGCCAGAUUGAAGACCACAGGCGAACCUACAAGCCCAUCACUAUCCCCUUCUUUGAUGUGUUCCUCAGGCAUCUCUGCCAGGGCUCCAGUGUGGAGGUGAAGGAGGACAGGUGCUGGGAGAAAGUGGAGGUGUCCUCGAACCCACACCGGGCCAGCAAGCUGACGGACCGCAACCCCAAGACCUACUGGGAGUCCAACGGCAGCACUGGCUCCCACUCCAUCACCUUACACAUGCACCGUGGUGUUCUUAUUAGGCAGCUGACCCUGCUGGUGGCCAGUGAAGAUUCAAGUUACAUGCCAGCCAGGGUGGUGGUGUUUGGGGGUGACAAUGUUGGCUGCAUCAGCACAGAACUUAACACGGUAAACGUGAUGCCCUCUGCCAGCCGGGUGACCCUCCUGGAGAACCUGACCCGCUUCUGGCCCAUCAUCCAAAUCCGAAUAAAGCGCUGCCAGCAGGGUGGUAUCGACACUCGGGUUCGGGGUGUGGAGGUGCUGGGCCCCAAGCCCACAUUCUGGCCAUUGUUCCGGGAGCAACUAUGCCGACGUACUUGUCUCUUCUACACAAUUCGGGCACAAGCAUGGAGCCGGGACAUUGCAGAGGACCGCCAGCGCCUCCUACAGCUCUAUCCGAGACUGAACAGAGUUUUGCGCCAUGAACAGAAUUUUGCCGAUCGCUUUCUCCCUGAUGACGAGGCCGCCCAAGCACUGGGCAAGACCUGCUGGGAGGCGCUGGUCAGCCCCCUGGUGCAGAACAUCACGUCUCCCGAUGCAGGAGGUGUGAGCUCCCUGGGGUGGCUGCUGGACCAGUACCUGGAACACAGGGAGAGUACGCGGAGCCGCCAGGGUCCUGCAGCUUCCUUUGCUUCCCAAGUUCGGCGCCUGUGCCACUUGCUGGUACAUGUGGAAGCCCCUCCUGGGCCUUCUCCUGAGCCAUCCUCGCAGCCCCUCAGCAAGAACAGUAAGGGUCAGGAUGGAAGCCCCACACCGGCACCUACUCCGGUCUGUCCCAGCACCAGCCUUCGGAACCUCACCCAGUGCUGGCUGAGUGUGGUGCAGGGACAGGUCAGCAGAUUCCUGGCCGCAGCCUGGAGGGCCUCAGACUUUGUGCCCCGUUACUGUAGUCUCUAUCAACGCUUGCAAAGCGCGGGCUCAGAGCUGUUCGGGCCGCGGGCAGCCUUCACUCUGGCUCUGCGCAGUGGCUUCUCCGGAGCUCUGCUGCAGCAGUCCUUCCUCACGGCUGCUCACAUAAGCGAACAGUUUGCUAGGCACAUUGACCAACAAAUCCACGGUGGUUUGCUUGGCGGAGCGGCUGGAGUGGGGAUGCUGGGGCGGCUCCAGCGGCACCUAGAGCCCAUCAUGGUCCUUUCUGGCCUAGAGCUGGCCACGACGUUUGAGCACUUCUAUCAACUCACCUUUAGGAGGAGAAGGCUGGGCCUGGGCCAUGCUGACGCCCACACUGAGACCUGGGCUGGCUGUGUGCGCUGCAGGCAUUACAUGGCUGACCGUCUCCUGAGCUUGGGCUCGAGCUGGCUGGAGGGGGCUGUGCUGGAGCAGAUCGGUCCCUGCUUCCCCAACCGCCUCCCGCAGCUGAUGCUGCAAAGCCUGCACACCUCAGAGGAGCUGCAGCAUCGCUUCCACCUCUUCCAGCUGCAGCAGCUCGACAGGCAGCUCUUGGAGCAGGGAGACCAGGAGGAAUGGAGGCCAGAGAAAGUGGAGGAAGAUGAUGAGGGACAGGAGACUGGAAGAGAACUCUUUACAGACCCAGGACCAGCCAUUUCCGUCCUGGUCCUGUCACCGCGCUGCUGGCCGGUCUCCCCACUGUGCUAUCUGCACCACCCCAGAAAGCACCUACAGGCGGAGCUCUGCGAUGCCCUGGAGCGCUUCUCCAGCUUCUACAGCCACAGUCAGAACUGCCCAGUCUUGGACAUAGGACCACACCGGCGACUUCAGUGGACAUGGCUGGGCCGGGCUGAGCUGCAGUUUGGGGACCAGACCCUGCACGUGUCCACUGUACAGAUGUGGCUGCUGCUGAAUUUUAACCAAUCAGAGGAGGUGUCAGUAGAGACCUUGUUGAGGAAUUCUGACCUCUCCCCAGAGCUCCUGCACCAGGCCCUUCUGCCCCUCACCUCUGACAAUGGUCCUUUAACACUGGAGGAGACUCAGGACUAUCCACAGGGCGGGGUGCUGCGGCUUCGUGAGCCUAGGUCCCAGACCCAUGAAGAGGUCCUGUGGCUGAUACCUCCCCAGACGUAUCUCAGUGUAGAAAAGGAUGAGGGCCGGACCUUGGAACAGAAGAGGAACCUCUUGAGCUGCCUUCUUGUCCGGAUCCUCAAAGCCCACAGGGAGAAAGGCCUGCACAUCGAUCAGCUGGUUUGUCUGGUACUGGAGGCCUGGCAGAAGGGUCCAGAUCCACCUGGGCGCCUAGGCAACGCUGCGGCAGUGGGUGUGGCCUGCUCCAGCACUGAUGUUCUCUCUUGCAUCCUGCAUCUCCUGGGCCAGGGCUAUGUGGAACGGCGUGAUGACAGGCCCCAGGUCCUGAUGUAUGCCACUCCAGAGCCCAUGGGGCCCUGCCGGGGUCAGGCAGAUGUCCCCUUUUGUGGCAACAAGAACACUGAGACCUCCAGGCCUAGCCCAGAAGCUGUGGUGGCCCUGGCAUCUCUACAGCUGCCUGCAGGCCGUACCAUGAGUCCCCAGGAGGUAGAAGGAUUGAUGGAGCAGACGGUGCGGCAGGUGCAGGAGACGCUGAACUUGGAGCCAGAUGUAGCUCAGCACCUUCUGGCUCAUUCCCACUGGGGCACAGAGCAGCUGCUGCAGAGCUACAGCGAUGACCCAGAACCACUGCUCCUUGCGGCAGGGCUGCGAGUACCCCAGGCCCAGGUGGUCCCCACUCGCCCUGACCAAUGCCCUGUGUGCGUCACCCCCUUAGGACCCCAUGACGACUCGCCCUCCCUCUGCUGCCUGCACUGCUGCUGUAAGUCUUGCUGGAACGAGUACCUGACAACUCGGAUAGAACAAAACUUUGUACUGAACUGUACCUGCCCCAUCGCUGACUGUCCUGCCCAGCCCACUGGAGCCUUCAUCCGUAACAUUGUCUCCUCCCCGGAGGUCAUCUCCAAGUAUGAGAAGGCCCUUCUGCGAGGCUAUGUGGAAAGCUGCUCCAACCUGACGUGGUGCACCAACCCUCAGGGCUGUGACCGCAUCCUGUGCCGCCAGGGCCUGGGCAGUGGGACCACCUGCUCCAAGUGCGGCUGGGCCUCUUGCUUCAGCUGUAGUUUUCCCGAGGCACACUACCCUGCCAGCUGUGGCCACAUGUCGCAGUGGGUGGAUGAUGGUGGCUACUAUGACGGCAUGAGCGUGGAGGCCCAGAGCAAGCACUUGGCCAAGCUCAUCUCCAAACGCUGCCCUAGCUGUCAGGCGCCGAUCGAGAAGAACGAGGGGUGUCUGCACAUGACCUGUGCAAGAUGUAACCAUGGGUUCUGCUGGCGCUGCCUCAAGUCCUGGAAGCCAAGCCACAAGGACUACUACAACUGCUCUGCCAUGGAGGAUUGCAUGAAAGUUCUGGGUGAAGUAGAGAGAGGCCUUCUAAGAAGCCCAGCCUAUCAGAAUGUACACAGCCAUCUCUCCAUGUGUCUUCACCAGGAGUUUGCUGUCAACCUGCGGAACCAGGCCUCUGCCAUCCAAGAGGUGCCUCCACCCAAAUCCUUCACCUUCCUGCAAGAUGCCUGCCGGGCCCUCGAGCAGGCUCGAAAGGUGCUGGCCUAUGCCUGUGUCUACAGCUUCUACAGCCAGGACACAGAGUACAUGGAUGUGGUAGAACAGCAGACGGAGAACCUGGAGCUGCAUACGAACGCCCUGCAGAUCCUGCUCGAGGAGACCCUGCUGCGCUGCCGGGACCUGGCCUCCUCCCUGCGCUUCCUGCGGGCCGACUGCCUCAGCACGGGCACAGAGCUGCUCCGGAGGAUCCAGGAGAGGCUGCUGGCCAUCCUACAGCACUCCACCCAGGACUUCCGGGUUGGGCUGCAGAGUCCCUCAGUAGAGACCCGGGAGGUGAAAGGGUCCAACGUGCCCAGUGAUCAACCCCAGGGCUCCUCAGGGCUGGAAGUGGAAGACGAAGAGGAGGAAGAAGAGGAGGAAGAGGAGGAGGAGGAGGAGGAGGAAGAGGAUGUGCCUGAGUGGCAACAUGAAUUUGAUGAGGAACUAGACAAUGAUAGCUUCUCCUACGACGAGGAGUCUGAGAACCUGGACCGAGAGACCUUCUUCUUUGGUGAUGAGGAUGAAGAUGAUGAGUCCUAUGACUGAGGGGGGAGGGGCAGGGCCGCAGGGUGUCAUGGGAGAGGGGAUUCCCAGUGUCUGAAGCACCUUCUGUUUACUGAAUAAACCUCUUUUUUCACACACUU